Messenger RNA from Podarcis lilfordi (Lilford's wall lizard), 22876 nucleotides. Lineage: Eukaryota; Metazoa; Chordata; Lepidosauria; Squamata; Lacertidae. The record is from the annotation of a GenBank genome assembly.
AUGACGUUGGCAUCCCUCAAAGACAUGGUAAUGGGCUGAUAAGGCCAAGGCUGCAGGUUUGAAUCCCGUAUGGGACACCCUGCAAUGUUUAUGUGACGACUAUGACACAUACGACACAUAUGGGACGCGGGUGGCACUGUGGGUUAAACCACGGAGCCUAGGGCUUGCCAGACGGAAGGUCGGUGGUUCGAAUCCCUGGGACGGGGUGAGCUCCCGUUGCUCGGUCCCUGCUCCUGCCAACCUAGCAGUUCGAAAGCACCUCAAAGUGCAAGUAGAUAAAUACUUCCAGCGGGAAGGUAAACGGCAUUUCCGUGCGCUGCUCUGGUUCGCCAGAAGCGGCUUAGUCAUGCUGGCCACAUGAACUGGAAGCUGUACGCCGGCUCCCUCGGCCAGUAAAGCGAGAUGAGCGCCACAACCCCAGAGUCAUCCUCGACUGCACCUAAUGGUCAGGGGUCCCUUUAUUUAUUUAUUAAUUAUUUUUAUUACAAACAUUGGAUAUCACCUGUAUAAUAAAAUAUUGGCUAAACUGAAGGAGCUGCUUAAACUUUAGGACUAGUCAGAAGCAUGCAAAACAACAGCACUGUUUUUGUUGAGCAACAAAGCGAGCUUUUUAAAUUUAUUUAUAAUUUUUAUUAAAUUUUGUUUUACAAUUUAAAAUACUCAUUUAAACAUCCUUACAAUAUCAAUGUCUUCCCUUCUUCUCUUUCCGUGGUUCAUUUUACAUACCAUAAAUCCCUGCAUAUUUUACAGAAACUAUCCCAUUCAGUAUUCCAUUAUUACAUCCAUCAAAACUUAUUUACACUGUUGAGUUGAUGUACCGUAUUUUUCGCUCUAUAAGACGCACCAGACCACAAGACGCACCUAGUUUUUGGAGGAGGAAAACAAGAAAAAAAAUAUUCUGAAUCUCAGAAGCCAGAACAGCAAGAAGGAUCGCUGCGCAGCGAAAGCAGCAAUCCUCCUUGCUGUUCCGGCUUCUGUGAUAGCUGCGCAGCCUGCAUUCGCUCCAUAAGACGCACACACAUUUCCCCUUACUUUUUAGGAGGGAAAAAGUGAGUCUUAUGGAGCAAAAAAUACGGUAAUUGUUGCCAGCGUUUUCAGCUAUAGUUAUUUCCCAUAUAGAGUGGAACCUCGGGUUACGUACCGUCCUCCUUAUGCUUGCUGUGGGUUACGAGCUCAGCUAACCCAGAAGUAGAUGCUCCAUUAGAGAAAGCGCACCUCAUGUUAAGAACUGUUUCGGGUUACAAAUGAACCUCUGGAACGAAUUAAGUUCAUAACCAGAGGUACCACUGUAUUCAAUAAACGUUUUCCAAUCUUCUCUGGACGUAUGUUCUUCUUGUUCUCUUAUUCUAUAUGUUAAGUCUGCAAGCUGCACAUAUUCCAUCAACUUAAGUUGCCAUUCUUCUUUGGAUGGGACCUCACUUUUUCUCCAUUUUGGGGCUAACAAAAAAUGGGCCGCAGUAGUGGCAUACGUAAAUAACCUUUUUUGACACCUUGGAAUUUCAGUCUGAAUUAUCCCCAACAGAAAGGACUUUUCUGUUUUUUGGGGGAAAGUACUUUCAAACAUUUUUUUCAAUUCAUUAUGGAUCAUUUCCCAAUACAGUGGUACCUCUGGUUGUGAAUGGGAUCCGUUCUGGAGCCCUGUUCGCAACAUGAGCAGAACACAACCCGCGUCUGCGUGGGUUGCGAUUCGCCGCUUCUGCGCAUGCGCUUGAUGUCAUUUUGAGCAUCUGCGCAUGCGUGAGCGGCGAAACCCGGAAGUAACCCUUUCCGGUACUUCCGGGUCGCCGCGGGACGCAACCUGAAAAGACGUAACCUGAACUGAACGUAACAAGAGGUAUGCCUGUACUCUUUUACAAGUCCACCACCUAUGAAAGACCGUUCCCUCUGCCUCUUUCCAUCUCCAGCACUUAUCUGAUUCUGUCUUGUACAUCUUAGCAAGCCUACUCGGAGUUAAAUACCGUAUUUUACGCUCCAUAAAACACACUUUUUUCCUCUUAAAACCUAAGGGGAAAUGUCUGUGCAUCUUAUGGAGUGAAUGUGUGGUCCCUGCGGCUGGGGGGCGGGAACCCGGGCUUCCCUUGUCAGCCCCACAAGCUCGGGGAGCAGCAGAAAGAGGGACAGGGACAGAGCGAGGCUCUCUCACUCCCCCACCUCCCGCAAAAGCCCGCAAAAGCCCCCAAGAGCUGCAUAUUUAUUUAUUUUUAAUCCCCCCCCCCAAAAAAGUAGGUGCGCCUUAUGGUCAGGUGCGCCUUAUGGGGCGAAAAAUAUGGUGCCAUCUGUAAAUCACUUUCAAGUAAUUCAAAGCGAGCUUUUGAGUAGCACAGAAGUCCUCAUCGGGUAUACUUUUUUCCUUUUUUAAAAAAAUAAUUUUUUAUUAGUUUUUCAACAUAUCAUUUUCAACAGUAAUUAAACAUACUUUUACAUCUUAUACAGUGUUUUUUUACUUCCAUCGAUCACAUCUGAAAAUUUUCCAAUCUAUCACUUAAUAUACAUUUCUUACUUUCACUAUUACAUUUAAAUCUCAUAACUAAUAUCUCUCUUCUUUCUCUACUUUGCAAUGUUUCAUGUAUUUCUCCUUACAAAAUGUCUUGUAGUCCUACUAGCGUAAUUUGUUGAUUACAGUUGCUCUUCAAAUAGUUCGUAUAUUCUUCCAGUCUUCUGUGAAUCUCUGGUCUCGCAGGUUUCGAAUCCUUCCUGUCAUUUUAUCUAAUUCUGCGUAGUCCAUUAAUUUCAUCUGCCAUUCAUCUUUCGUCUGAAUUUCUUCUUGCUUCCUUUUCUGGGCUAGCAAUACUCGUGCUGAGUAUACUUUUCCCAUUUUGUUUAGCCCACCUAGCUGCUCCACAUAAACUGUUUGUGACUUCCUUGAUUUGCGAGGCUUUUGGGCUCUGAAGUUGUCUCUUCUCCUUCUCACCUGGCCCAGGUGUUCCUCCACUAUGGCUUUCCCCCCAGCAUCCAGAAGUGGGUGAUGGGACAGAGGCUUCCGCGAGACCACGAGACUCUUCACUACCACGGCAUCCAAAAGGACGGCGACGCAGUUUACCUGUACCUUCUCUCUGCCAGGGCAGCCAAGCUGAGCAAAGAUGCCUUGCAGCGGGACCACGAGCGCAGGCAGCUGGAAGGUGAGUGAUCAGUGCAGAGAGCAUCACCCUCCUGCAAGCGUGACGGGCGAUGCUGGGCUGCGGUUCCUGCUAGGAGGAGGUGGUACCCCAGAAGGUGCCAGAUAUGGCACAGGUUCACGUGGAUGAUGGAGCCAGCUUGUUUUCUGCUCCUCCAGAGAGUAUGACCCAAACCAGUGGAGUCAAAUAUCAAGAGAGUCUGUAGGAAGACUUUUCUGACAGCAAAGGGAUCUGUGCCAGGACUUGGUCCUGCCAGCAGGGUGGCAAAGAGAAUGCCAUCAUUGCCCUUCCCGUUCGGUAUUUUGUAAAGCUUUGUAUUGUGAUGUUUUGAAUUACAGUGGUAAGGUAAAGGUAAAGGGACCCCUGACCAUUAGGUCCAGUCGUGGCUGACUCUGGGGUUGCGGCGCUCAUCUCGCUUUACUGGCUGAGGGAGCCGGUGUACAGCUUCCGGGUCAUGUAGCCAGCAUGACUAAGCCGCUUCUGGCGAACCAGAGCAGCACAUGGAAACGCUGUUUACCUUCCCACCGGAGCGGUACCUAUUUAUCUACUUGCACUUUGACGUGCUUUUGAACUGCUAGGUUGGCAAGAGCUGGGACCGAGCAACAGGAGCUCACCCCAUCAUGGGGAUUCGAACCACUGACCUUCUGAUCGGCAAGUCCUAGGCUCUGUGGUUUAACCCACAGCGCCACCCGCGUCCCGCGUAUUUUUAUAGUAGUGUCCAAAAAAUGUAUUUCUUGCAUAGAUUGGUUCAUUGUUAGGUUGAUGGUGGGUGAAAGUCAUUGAAUGUCUGGUGGAAGGUGUCCAGGGUCUGUUGACCAUGUGUCCAGGUAAUAAAAAUAUUGUCAAUGUAUUGCAGGUGUUUGCCUGCCACCCCCCGCCCCACCCCACUACUCCUUCUCCUGAAGGGGGUCCCUGGACUUGUGCCCUGGAGUCCUGCUCCGAUGGGACCAGCACCCAAUCCUUUCAUUUUAAACAAAAAGCUGUACUCAAGGUGCACCUUGCAGAAAGUGUCUCUCUGACCCCACCCCCCCAGACACACACACAUACACACACCCCAUGAAGCAAAAGCCAGCUUCUUAUGUGUGGCACUGCAAAGGGGGUCAUUGGAAAAGGAUCUGAAAGUAAAAGUUGCAAUAUCUGUGCCCUACGUUAUGCAAAUCAAUGGUGCAACCGCAUUUGGAAUCCUAUGAAUGGUUCUGGUCGCCUCGACUCAAAAAGGAUAUUGUAGAGUUGGAAAAGCUUCAGACCCAGGCAACGAAGGUGAUCUUUUUUGGGUCUCUCUUGCAGUAAGUUCUCUCUGGCUCUGUUGAUCUGUUGUUUAACUUCAGCAGGUGGAUAUUUUAGUUCUAGAAAGGUUUACUGUAGAGCUCUUAGGUGAGAGUCUCUGUCUGUAGAGUUGGAACAGAUGCGGCUGUAACGUACGGCCUGGCUAUAUACAAUGGAUUGUUUGAUAUGUUUGGAAUGGUAGCUAGAAGCAUGUAGAUACGUUUGUCGGUCAGUUGUUGUUGUCGUUUAGUCGUGUCCGACUCUUCGUGACCCCAUGGACCAGAGCACACCAGGCACUCCUGUCUUCCACUGCCUCCCACAGUUUGGUCAAACUCAUGCUGAUAGCUUUGAGGACACUGUCCAACCAUCUCGUCCUCUGUCGUCCCCUUCUCCUUGUGUCCUCCAUCUUUCCCAGCAUCAGGGUCUUUUCCAGGGAGUCUUCUCUUCUCAUGAGGUGGCCAAAGUAUUGGAGCCUCAGCUUCAGGAUCUGUCCUUCCAGUGAGCACUCAGGGCUGAUUUCCUUCAGAAUGGAGAGGUUUGAUCUUCUUGCAGUCCAUGGGACUCUCAAGAGUCAGUUGGUUUACGGUAUAAGGUGGUGUCUAUACGCCCAUCCUGCAUUUUUAUAGUAGUGUCCAAAAAAUGUAUUUCUUGCAUAAAAGGUAAAGGGACCCCUGACCAUUAGGUCCAGUCAUGGCUGACUCUGGAGUUGCGGCGCUCAUCUUGCAUUAUUGGCCGAGGGAGCUGGCGUACAGCUUCUGGGUCAUGUGGCCAGCAUGACUAAGCUGCUUCUGGAGAACCAGAGCAGCGCACGGAAACGCUGUUUACCUUCCCACCGGAGCGGUACCUAUUAAUCUACUUGCACUUUGACGUGCUUUUGAACUGCUAGGUUGGCAGGAGCAGGGACCAAGCAAUGGGAGCUCACCCUGUUGCAGGGGUUCGAACCGCCAACCAUCUGAUCGGCAAAUCCUAGGCUCUGUGGUUUAACCCACAGCGCCACCCAUGUCCCUAUUACAGUGGUACCUUGAGUUAAGUACUUAAUUUGUUCCAGAGGUCCGUUCUUAACCUGAGACUGUUCUUAACCUGAAGCACCACUUUAGCUAAUGGGGCCUCCUGCUGCCGCUGCGCCGCCGGAGCACGAUUUCUGUUCUCAUCCUGAAGCAAAGUUCUUAACCUGAGGUACUAUUUCUGGGUUAGCAGAGUCUGUAACCUGAAGUGUAUAUAACCCGAGGUACCACUGUAUUGCUGUAAGCCGGUUUUGGGUGCAGCUCAGAAGCGGCAUAUAAGUAAAUCACUCAAUCAGUCAAAGCUGAUCCAGACUGGUUUUGGUCCAGAUUUUCUGGCGACGUGCUGCUCCGCACAGCUGAGCAAGACCCAUGCGCGACUUUCUUCUUUGCGUAGCUGACUUCCCAAGGGGAGGAAUGCCUCUUCCAGGGCAAGAAGGCAGCUGCUUCUAGUUUCUUUCAGACCUGCCAACCUUGCCCCCUCCGAACUACCUGCCCUCAGCCCAGCCAGCUCACCUGCCAGGAAGGCAGCCCCAAACAUCCAAAGUGUGCUAGGCUGGUGAAGACCGUUCUGCUCCCAGACCCACCAGGAAGGAUCUCCUUGAAAAUCAUUUUCUUUUUUCCCCCUUUUUAAAUUUUACUUAAUUUUAAUUAGCAAAGAUCUAUCAUACGGGUGAUAACUUAUGUUGGAAGUGCAAAGAAAAGGAGGGUACCUUUUUCCAUAUGUGGUGGGCGUGUCCUAAGGUGAAAGACUUCGGGGGGGAAAUUUAGAAUGAGUUGAAAAAGAUGUUGAAAUAUACUUUUAUUUAAAAACCAGAAGCCUUUCUACUUGGAAUAACAGGUUUGGAAUUGCCCAAGAAAGAUGUUAGACUGUUUUUGUACGCCACAAAUGCAGCAAGAAUCUUGUUAGCUAAAUAUUGGAAAUUACAAGAAAUACCAACAGCGGAGGAAUGGCAAAUGAAGAUGAUGGAUUUUCUGGAGCUGGCCGACCUGACCGGUAGAAUCCGCGAACAGAAGGAGGAGGAAUACCAAGAAGAACGGAAUAAAUUUAAGGAUUAUUUAGCAAAAUAUUAUAAGAUAACAUAAGUAGUAUCAUUUGUGAGUACCAAAUUGGCUUAGGAGUUAAAUGUUUCAAAUUUAAUAAUAUCAUGGAUACAAGUGAAUAGGAUAAGAAAGAAAGAUGUUACAGUGGUGCCUUGCAAGACGAAAUUAAUUUGUUCCGCGAGUUUUGUCGUCUUGCGAUUUUUUUCGUCUUGCGAAGCACGGUGUCGGGAAAGUUUUGGAAAAGCUUCAAAAAUCACCAAAGUCUUUAAAAACCUCAAAAAAAGGCUACCACACUGCGUUCUAUGAGUUGCUCCUCGAAGUCAAGUUGCAACUGUAUUAACGGUGUUAAGAAAAAGGAAACAAACUUGCAAGACGUUUCCGUCUUGCGAAGCAAGCCCAUAGGGAAAAUCGUCUUGCGAAGCAGCUCAAAAAACAAAAAAACCUUUCAUCUAGCGAGUUUUUUGUCUUGCGAGGCAUUCGUCCUGCGAGGUACCACUGUAAUUGACUAAGGUAAAUUGGUUGGAAAUUAGUAUUGGAAAACUGCUACAAUGAGAUAUAUGGAAACACAGCUAGAGGGAUUCAAGGAAGUCAUUUAACAAUGGUAAUAAAAAUAUGAUUAUAAUAGUUAAGAUAAAUGCUUGUAUAUUUGUUUGUUUGUUUUUUAUAUAGUAAUGUCUUUUCUUUUUUGUUGUUUAUGUUUGUAAGAAAUUUGGAAUACCAAUAAUUUUUUUUGGAAAAAAGAAAGUAAAUAAAAUAAUUUCCUUUUCCUUUUGGUCUAGAGCUAGGCAUUCGAGAGGGUGUGCUGGUGCCACGGGGGACGUCAGAAGCGGCAGCCUCGACGCCAGCGGAGCCCUCGGGCGCCCCAAACCUCCAAGAGGAGAAGAGGGGCACCUCGUCACCUCUGCCCGCCGUGCCCCCACCGGUAAUGGAUUGCGAGGGGGCGGGCGACACAGGUAGAGAUGCUAUUUCCCCUCCUUGAUGCUCCCAUCCUCCUCCUUUUUUCUCCUGCGCGGGCUGCUACCUAGGUCGGCUGGGAAUGCCCUACUUGCACCUUCGUCAACAAGCCCACCAGGCCCGGCUGCGAGAUGUGCUGCGCUGAGCGCCCCAAGGGAUACAUCCUGCCGGAAGGGUACCAGCCGGACGUGGAGGAGCUGCAGCGGUUGCAGAAGGAAGAGGAAGCCACGCAGCAGUAUGAACAGGUGACUGGCUGUUGGGAGGGCGAGGCAGCCAGGAGUGACCAUGUAGAUCAGUGUGUGUGUGUGUGUGUGUGCGCGCGCUUUGAACCUUUUAACUUACUUAUUUACCUAUUGCUUUCGUCUCCCACCUUCAUAUCUUGAGUGCCUCAAGGUUCUUUAUUUAAAAUAAUUUUUCUAUUAAGUAAUUAAAUAAUUAUUUUAAAAUAUGUUGCUGUUUAGUCGUGUCCGACUCUUCAUGACCCCCUGGACUAGAGCACGCCAGGCACUCCUGUCUUCCGCUGCCUCCCGCAGUUUGGUCAAAUUCCUGCUGGUAGCUUCGAGAACACUGUCCCACCAUCUCGUCCUCUGUCGUCCCCUUCUCCUUGUGCCCUCCAUCUUUCCCAGCAUCAGGGUCUUUUCCAGGGAGUCUUCUCUUCUCAUGAGGUGGCCAAAGUAUUGGAGCCUCAGCUUCGGGAUCUGUCCUUCCAGUGAGCACUCAGGGCUGAUUUCCUUAAGAAUGGAUCAGUUUAAUCUUCUUGCAGUCCAUGGGACUCUCAAGAGUCUCCUCCAGCACCAGAAUUCAAAAGCAUCAAUUAUCAAUGAUAUCUUAAAACAUAUCAUCCUUAAUUUUCCCCUCAUUUCCCCCCUCCCAUAAACACCACUCCCCACCCCGCCCCCCGACUUCUCUCAGUUCCAAUCUCUGGUUUCUCUAUAGAUGCUCUUCUCUGCAUGUUACAGAAUUAUAAAGGUAAAGGGACCGACUCUGGGGUUGUGGUGCUCAUCUCGCUUAGCCGGCGUACAGCUUCCAGGUCAUGUGGCCAGCAUGACUAAGCCGCUUCUGGCGAACCAGAGCAGCGCACGGAAACGCCGUUUACCUUCCCGCCGGAGCGGUACCUAUUUAUCUACUUGCACUUUUGACGUGCUUUCGAACUGCUAAAUUGGCAGGGGCUGGGACCAAGCAACGGCAGCUCACCCUGUCAUGGAGAUUCGAACCGCUGACCUUCUGAUCGGCAAGUCCUAGGCUCUGUGGUUUAACCCACAGUGCCACCCGCGUCCCAUUACAGAAUUGUAUAAGUCCUUAAUUUAUCUAACUAAUUAUUAUCAAUAAAAAAAAUUGUGAGUGUUUAUUCAAAGCCUGCCAAGGUGUCCUAUUCGCUUUGUUGCAUGUUUAGGUACUUUGUAAAAGGUUCCCAUUCCUCUUUAAAGUCAUAGUUAUCCUUGUCCCGUAGUUUAUGUGUCAGUUUUGCCAGUUCUGCACAGUCCAUCCGUUUCUCUUGCCAUAAUUCUUUAGUCGGGAUUUCCUCAGUCUUCCAUCCUUGUGCUAUUAAGACUCUCGCCGCUGUUGUCGCAUACAUAAAGAUGUUCUUCAGCUUCCUUGGCAGGUCUUUUCCUACAAUCCCUAACAAAAAUGCUUCAGGUUUUUAAACAAAUGUUAGAAGGAACAUUUUCUUCAAUGGUGGCUCAAGGUUCUUGCUUAAUUGCCACAACGACCCUGUGAGGUAGAGGUUAGGCCAAGAGGCAGGGACCGGCCCCAAACUCACACCCAGUGAACCUCAUGUAGCCAAGUUUUCUUGUGUUUUUAACAUUUUGUUGGGAGCCGCCCAGAGUGACGGGAACAACCCAGUCAGAUGCGUGACAUAUAAAUAAUAAAAUUAUUAUUAUUACUACUGUGUGGAGGAUUCGAACCCUGGUCUCUCCCAGGCUCUGGCCUGACUCUCUAACAACUACGGUACCUUGCUCUCUCCAGCCUCAAGGGCCACAUUCUCUUCCAGGCAACCUUCCAUGAGCCACAUGUUGGUUUUGUGCUCAUAUUAUAUGAGGUCCAGUAUACCUGAAGGAGCGUCUCCACCCCCAUCGUUCUGCCCGGACACUGAGGUCCAGCGCCGAGGGCCUUCUGGCUGUUCCCUCAUUGCGAGAAGCCAAGUUACAGGGAACCAGGCAGAGGGCCUUCUCGGUAGUGGCACCCACCCUGUGGAACGCCCUUCCAGCAGAUGUCAAAGCGAUAAACAACUACCUGACAUUCAGAAGACAUCUUAAGGCAGCCCUGUUCAGGGAAGUUUUUAACAUGUGAUAUUUUAGUGUAUUUUUGGUUUCUAUGGAAGCCGCCCAGAGUGGCUGGCGACGCCCAGCCCGAUGGGCGGGGUAUAAAUUAAUUAUUAUUAUUAUUAUUGUGUAUUGUUAUUAUUAUAUUCUUACGAAUACUUUGCGCCAGCUUUCAUAAACCCUUUAGAAAUUGAUGCACUAGUGGCCUAUAAAUGGGAGACGGCCACCUCUUGUCCACAAGCCAGCUGUGGUUCUUGGAGCAAAAGGAAGCCGCCUUAAUAUUUCUUAUUAAUGGCAGAAAAUUAGCUUUAUUUUUUAUUUUAUUUUUUAAAAUAUUUUUUAUUAGCAAAUUCAACAAAACAAAAUUUCAAAACAUAUCAUAUUCAUUGUUUUCCCCCACCAACCAUCAAACCUUCCCCUCCAGAGACUUCCCUCAGCUCCUCUUUCUGAUUUCUCAGCACAUAUUAUUUUCUGCAUGAAUAAACAUACACCAAUUUAUUGGUUGAUAAUAUGAUAGACAGAUGACGUAAGGAUAUGUACGAGUUUAUAACAUGCAGAAAAUUAGCUUUAUAAAGUUCCCCCCAGGAUUCUGUUACAUCACUUCCAAUAUAUUUAAUAUAUUGCGGGCAGAACUUAAAGCCUGUCUUACCUCUUAGCCGAUCUUGCAAUUCAGUUGGCACAUUCAGACACACUCAGGAGUACAGUGGUGCCUCGCAAGACGAAAAGAAUCCGUUCUGGGAGUCUCUUCGUCUAGCGGUUUUUUCGUCUUGCGAAGCAAGCCCAUUGACGGGAUUAGCGGAUUAGCGCUUUUAGCGGCUUUUAGCGGCUUUUAGCGGCUUUUAGCGGCUUUUAGCGGCUUAUCAGCUUAUCAGAUAAGCAGAUAAGCGGCUUAGCGACUUAGAAAAAGAGGGGGAAAAGGAAAAAAAACCCCCAGGAACUCGCAAGACAUUUUCGUCUUGCGAAGCAAGCCCAUUGCAGAUUCGUUUUGCGAGGCACCUCCAAAACGGAAAACUCUUUCGUCUAGCGAGUUUUCCGUCUUGCGAGGCAUUCGUCUUGCGGGGCACCACUGUAUAUCAAUAGGAGUAUAGCAUCUAGAUCAAGGGAAGUAAUAGUGCCACUGUAUUCUGCUCUGGUCAGACCUCACCUGGAGUACUGUGUCCAGUUCGGGGCACCACAGUUCAAGAAGGACACUGACAAACUGGAACGUGUCCAGAGGAGGGCAACCAAAAUGGUCAAAGGCCUGGAAACGAUGCCUUAUGAGGAACGGCUAAGGGAGCUGGGCAUGUUUAGCCUGGAGAAGAGGAGGUUAAGGGUGAUAUGAUAGCCAUGUUCAAAUAUAUAAAAGGAUGUCACAUAGAGGAGGGAGAAAGGUUGUUUUCUGCUGCUCCAGAGAAGCGGACACGGAGCAAUGGAUCCAAACUACAUUAGGAAGAACUUCCUGACAGUAAGAGCUGUUUGACAGUGGAAUUUGCUGCCAAGGAGUGUGGUGGAGUCUCCUUCUUUGGAGGUCUUUAAGCAGAGGCUUGACAACCAUAUGUCAGGAGUGCUCUGAUGGUGUUUCCUGCUUGGCAGGGGGUUGGACUCGAUGGCCCUUGUGGUCACUUCCAACUCUAUGAUUCUAUGAUUCUAUGAUUCAGAUUCUGAUUCAGUUUAUGGAUUGUCAUUCCAGACAUUUCGCCAAAUGCUUCAAUCUCUCUGAUGUUUCUCUGUCUCUCUCUUUUUAUGUAGGCUAAGGAGCAGAAGAAACAGAAAAACUACCAGCGGCUUCUACAGCUGGAUGGGCAGAGCUUGGUGCCAUCGGACGAGGCCCUGGAGUGCCCCAUCUGCUUCUUGGCCCUGCAGCCUGGCGAGGGGGUGACCUUGCGGGAAUGCUUACAUUCCUUCUGCAAGUAAGUAAAUGAUCCAGUAAUGAUAAUAAUAACAAUUUAUUACCUAUACGCUGCCCAUCAGGCUGGGUUUCCCCAGCCACAUUGGGCGGCUUCCGACAGAAUAAUAAAGACACGAAAAAACAUCAAACAUUAAAAACUUUCCUAAACAGGGCUGCCUUCAGAUGUCUUCUAAACGUCAGAUAGUUGUUUAUUUCCUUGACAUAUGACGGGCGGGCGCCACCACCGAGAAAGCCCUGUGCCUGGUUCCCUGUAACCUCGCUUCUUGCGGGGAGGGAACCGCCAGAAGGCCCUCGGAGCUGGACCUCAGUGUCCAGGUAGAACGAUGGGGGUGGAGACGCUCCUUCAGGUAUCCUGGACCGAGGCCGUUUAGGGCUUGAAAGGUCAGCACCAACCCUUUGAUUUGCACUCGGAAACGUACUGGGAGCCAGUGUAGGUCUUUCAAGACUGGUGUUAUGUGGUCUCGGCAGCUGCCCCCAGUCACUAGUCUAGCUGCUGCAUUCUGGAUUAGUUGCAGUUUCCAGGUCACCUUCAAAGCUGGGAUGGAACGGCUCCCUUAAGAAGAGGAGUAUAAAUGGGAAUUUUCCCCAGGUGGAGAGAAGUGAAGAGUAGAGUCCCCUAAGGAUCUGUUUUUCGGACCUGGACUCUUCGUCAAACGAUCUCUGGGUGGUUCAUAAGAUAAAAACACGGGAUAAAGCCACAAAUAAAUAGUGAAAACAGAAGCAACGAAACAGUAACUCCCACAAAACAUUUAAAAGGGCACCGGGAGGUGCAGCUGGUGCCUUCAUUAUACACCUUUAGGUGCCAGGCAAAAACAUGCUUCUGUAGCCAAGCUUUUGGCUGAUUGGCAUCCAAUGCCCUUUUGAAAAUGUGUUUGGGGGGGUGGGGUUAUUGGAUUAUUCUUGCUUUAUUAUUAUUAUUAAUUAUUAUUUAUUUAUUAUUAUUUAUUUUGUGUUUUUUAUUGUGAUUUUAUGUUGAGCGCUGAUAAUAACAAUGUCAAUGUUUUUGCCUGGCACCUAAAGCUAAAUAGUGAAGGUGCCAGGCAAGCCUCCCUGGGGAGAGCAUUCCACAGACGGGGAGCCACUGCAGAGAAGGCCCUGUUCCCAUGUUGCCACCCUCGGGACCUCUUGUGGAGGAGGCACACGAAUAAGAGCCUCUGAUGAUGAUCUUAGGGUCAUAUGGGGAGAGGCAGCCCUUGAGAUAUUGUGGUCCUGAGCCAUUUAAGGCUUUGUAGCUCAAAACCCGCGCUUUGAAUUAGGCCUGGAAACUCAUUGGCAACCAGUGGGCCAGGAGGGUUGCAAUAUGGACAAACCGCUUUGUCCCAGUGAGCAACCUGGCUGCUGAAUUCUGCACCAGCCGAAGUUUCUGAACCUCCCAUUUCCGUGUGACGUAUGUGUCCCCCCCCCAAUAAUUUCUCCCUCCAGGGACUGUUUGAGAGGAACCAUCCUCAACAGCCAGGAGCCCGAAGUGCGCUGCCCCUACAUUGACGAGAAAUACUCCUGCCCGGGGCAGUUGCUGGAACGGGAGGUCAAAGCGGUAGGCCUGUUAAAAUGUCUGUUUUAUACACACACGCAGGACGCGGGUGGCGCUGUGGGUUAAACCACAGAGCCUAGGACUUGCUGAUCAGAAGGUCGACGGUUCGAAUCCCCGCGCAGAGGGGGUGAGCUCCUGUUGCUCGGUCCCUGCUCCUGCCAACCUAGCAGUUUGAAAGCACGUCAAGGUGCAAGUAGAUAAAUAGGUAUCGCUCUGGCGGGAAGGUAAACGGCGUUUCCGUGCGCUGCUCUGGUUCGCCAGAAGUGGCUUAGUCAUGCUGGCCACAUGACCCGGAAGCUGUACGCCGGCUCCCUCGGCCAAUAAAGCAAGAUGAGCGCCGCAACCCCAGAGUCGGUCACGACUGGACCUAAUGGUCAGGGGUCCCUUUACCUUACACACACACACACACACACACACACACACACACACCAGAUUUCCCGCAAGGAGCUCAGGAUAGUGUAUGUGUUUCUUUCCGUCCCUCUCCCAAAUUUUAUCCUUGCAAUAACCUUGUGAGGUAGGCUAGGUUGAGAGUGAGAGAGUGACUGGUCUCUCUGAUGUUCACCCAAUGAGCUUCACAGGGAGGGGCACUGAACUCCUUGGUUCAAUGCUCCUUUUUAAUUGAAAAUUUUAUUUACAACAUAACAUAACCCCCCCCACUCCCCCAAUACAGUAAUACAAUAAGCAUAACAUACAACAAUACAAACAACCAAAUAAAAGACUUCCUUUAUUCUGUAUCUGGCCUCCUUAUGUACUUCUUAUAAGCUGAAUAAUUAUUAAGAUUUUUCUAAUUAUAACUUAAAUAUCCACAAAUUCUCCUGCAGACAUUAAUCGAGACAUGUCCGGGUAUGUAUUUUAGGGCAUUGAUUUGUGAAGUAUUCUCUGCAUUUCCCCCCUGCUUUUUGAAACUCUUGUCUAGUGUGAUCUCUAAUUGCCUCUGUUAAUCUAGCCAGUUCAAUAUACUCUAACAGUUUGUCUUGCCAUUCCAUUUUUGUUGGCACAAUUUCAUUUUCCCAGUUUUCAGCAAUUAGGAUUCCUUGGUUCAACACUCCUAAUCAGUGUGCCACAUGGGUGCUCUCACAAAUUAUUUCUGGCUGAUUAUCAUAGAAUCAAAGAACUGUCAAGUUGGAAGGGACUCUGAGGGUCAUCUAGUCCAACCCUUCAAUGCAGGAAUAAUAAUAAUAAUAAUAAUAAUAAUAAUAAUAAUAAUAAUUUAUACCCUGCCCAUCUGGCUGGAUUUCCCCAGACACUCUGGGCAGCUUCCAACAGAAUAUUAAAAACACAAUAAAACAUCAAACAUUAAAAACUUCCCUAAACAGGGCUGCCUUCAGAUGUCUUCUAAAAGUCAGAGAGUUGUUUAUUUCUUUGACAUCUGAUGGGAGGGUGUUCCACAGGGCGGGCGCCACCACCAAGAAGGCCUUCUGCCUGGCUCCCUGUAACCUCAUUUCUCUAACCAACUGAGCUACAUAUCAGAUUGAUUGAUGCACCAAUUGGAGCUUGCAACAUUCUUGAUUUUAGAAUGUUGUAUUAUUUUAUUGUUGUUAGCCGCCCUGAGCCCAGUUUCGGCUGGGGAGGGUGGGAUAUAAAUUAUUAUUAUUAUUAUUAUUAUUAUUAUUAUUAUUAUUAUUAUUAACCCUGCUAUCUAAGCCCAGCAGCUCUUGCAAAAUCCCAGGUUCCGCGGGUAACAUUAUUCUCACUCGAUACUUUCAGAGGCAGAUUCCCUGACUUAAAACAGCAUGAUUAGGCAGCUGGGGCAAUUUGCUUCCCCUUUUGGGGGUCUCCUCUGAUGUUGUUUUCUCCAUUUGAUCUCCAGCUCCUGAGCAAAGACGAGUACCAGCGUUUCUUGGACCUGGGAGUCUCCAUUGCCGAAAACCGCAGCCGCUCCAGCUACCACUGCAAAACCACGGACUGCCGGGGCUGGUGCUUCUACGAGGAUGACGUGAACGAGUUCCCGUGUCCCGUGUGCGAGAAGGUGAACUGCCUGCUUUGCCAGGUGAGAUGCUCUCUGCUCAUCUAGAAACUGCCGUUGUGCAUGGAUGUGUCAGUUACGCUAGAAAUUUAGCCUGCGGGCGGGGAAGGGAAGACCAGUCCACAGCUGGGAGAUGGCAAACAUGGUUGGAGCUCAGUAUCGGUGGGCCGGAUCCUUCCCUUGGCUUUCCCUUGGUGGUACAAGGCUAGUCACCUGAUGUCAUGAUGACAUCAGGUGGCAACUUCAGAGGGGCUCUCUCGCAACGCCAAUCAGCCGAGCUCUUUUGAAAAUGUGCUGUUGGUGUCAGUCAGCUGAUUGGCACUGACUGUGUCCAUUUCAAGCAUCCGUUUAAAAUAUAUUUGCCGGCACGAUUUGUAUUCAGGCUGCACCUGUAAGCAGAGGGAUGCCAGCCCUUGCAAAAGGACAUUUCCCCUAUUCAAAGCAGGCCUGCAAGCUUUGGAGCAAUAAUAAUAAUAAUAAUAAUUUAUUUAUACCCCGCCCAUCUGGCUGGGUUUCCCCAGCCAAUCUGGGCGGCUUCCAACAGAAUAUUAAAAUACAAUAGUCUAUUAAACAUUAAAAGCUUCCCUAAACAGGGCUGCCUUCAGAUGUCUUCUGAAAGUCUGCUAGUUGUUUUUCCCUUUGACAUCUGGUGGGAGGGCGUUCCACAGGGCGGGUGCCACUACCGAGAAGGCCCUCUGCCUGGUUCCCUGUAACCUGGUUUCUCGCAGGGAGGGAACUACCAGAAGGCCCUUGGCACUGGACCUCAGUGUCCUGGCAGAACGAUGGAGGUCGAGACGCUCCUUCAGGUAUACUGGGCCGAAGCCGUUUAGGGCUUUAAAGGUUGGCACCAACACUUUGAAUUGUGCUUGGAAACGUACUGGGAGCCAGUGUAGGUCUUUCAAGACCAGUGUCUUGGCGGCCACUCCCAGUCUGGCUGCCGCAUUCGGGAUUAGUUGUAGUUUCCGGGUCACCUUCAAAGAUAGCCCCACGUAGAGCACAUUGCAGUAGUCCAAGCGGGAGAUAACCAGAGCAUGCACCACUCUGGCGAGACAGUCCGCGGGCAGGUAGGGUCUCAUCCUGCGUAGUAGAUGGAGCUGGUAAAUAGUUGCCCUGGACACAGAAUUGACCUGCACCUCCAUGGACAGCUGUGAGUCCAAAAUGACUCCCAGGCUGCGCACCUGGUCCUUCAGGGGCACAGUUACCCCAUUCAGGACCAGGGAGUCCUCCACACCUGCCCGCCUCCUGUCCCCCAAGAAUAGAACUUCUGUCUUGUCAGGAUUCAACCUCAAUCUGUUGGCCGCCUUUGCAAGCACUAACAGUCAGCUGAUUGUGGGCGCUGCAAACCUUUGCUGGACAAGCAUGUUCAGAAGAGCUUGGAGCAGCCACUCGCCGCCUGAUCGGUGGUUACAAUGAGCUCCUUUGCAUGCCUUCAGUCAGGUAAGGGGUUUGCUAGUCCCAGCUAUCAGCUGAUUGUUGGCACCUUGAAAGCCACAGGGCUGUGUCUUAUUUUUUUCUGGUGCCACACCUGAUGUCAUUUGCUGUCAGGUAUAAGGCCAAGUGGGCAGGAUUUAGGUAAAAACAACAGCCUUGCAGCCCAAAUGGGGAGGCCUGUUGGGUCAAAGGGGUUCCUCACUUUUACCUGUAUCUCUGAAUACAGGUAGUUCAAACUCUUCUAAAUACUUCUUUAUGGGUGAAGUAGGGAUUGUGCAUGCUGGUGAAGAUGCUUUAGUUGAGAUUCCUGCAUUGCAGGGGGUUGAACUAGAUGACCCUUGGGGUCCCUUCCAUCUCUACAUUUCUAAGAUGUAGAGUGCAAGACAGAAUGGGAAUGGGUGUAGAUGUCAGCUUGAAGUGUGUAAGAAAAAUAAUUACCAGUAAUUUUCAGUGCUGAAGAGCCAAGUGGGCCCCGGAUGGAUAUUGGUAUUUGGGGUAGAAUAUUCAGAUAAGACCCUUCCUAGAACAAAAAUACGGGGACGCGGGUGGCACUGUGGGUUAAACCACAGAGCCUAGGACUUGCCGAUCUGAAGGUCGGUGGUUUGAAUCCCCGCGACAGGGUGAGCUCCCGUUGCUCAGUCCCUGAUCCUGCCAACCUAGCAGUUCGAAAGCACAUCAAAGUGCAAGUAGAUAAAUAGGUACCACUCUGGCAGGAAGGUAAACGGCGUUUCCGUGCGCUGCUCUGGUUUGCCAGAAGUGGCUUAGUCAUGCUGGCCACAUGACCCGGAAGCUGUACACCGGCUCCCUCAGCCAGUAAAGCGAGAUGAGCGCCGCAACCCCAGAGUCAGCCACAACUGGACCUAAUGGUCAGGGGUCCCUUUACCUUUACCUUUAGAACAAAAAUAGAACAAUUGACCAUUUCCUGCCCAUUGGUGGUAUCUGGAAUCUGCCAUUUUCAGCGUAUGCCUAGGUUGGCUUGAUAAGAGACUAUUGGGUACAUGACAUCAUUUAUGGGGCACCCUACGAGUGUUUGCUAACCAUUUGGGGGAAGGAGACUGGAAGUCAGGAUCCAAACCACAUGUCUCAUCUGCAGGCUAUUCACGAAAACAUGAACUGCAAAGAGUAUCAGGAUGAUCUCCAGAUCCGAGCUCAGAAUGACCAGGCUGCGCAGCAGACCACACAGAUGUUGCUGGUGAGAAGGGGUGGCUGAGGGGCUCUGAAAGGGGGAGGAAGAGGGUCACCCCGCCCCCCAAGUUCAGGCCCACACAGUAUAUUAGCAGUCCUCCACCCCCUGGUUCAUGAAGUAGCUGGGAAAGAGAGCAGUUGGCUUGUACAUUUUACCUGCAAAAAAUGUUGGCAGCUCCAACUUUAAGGAAAAAAACAUCAGGGUGGUAAACAGCACAAAGUCGCAAUGAAAAAUUCACGAAACGCAUGCAAAAAUGUAUCGUGAAUCUUAAAGUACGGUGAGAUUAAUUGGAAGUCAGUUUUAAAUUUCUUCUCUAUAAGUUUUAUAAUUGUGUUCAGUAUCAGGAGUAUAUACAGUGGUACCUCGGGUUAAGUACUUAAUUCGUUCCGGAGGUCCGUACUUAACCUGAAACUUGUUCUUAACCUGAAGCACCACUUUAGCUAAUGGGGCCUCCUGCUGUUGCCGCUCCACCGGAGCACGAUUUCUGUUCUCAUCCUGAAGCAAAGUUCUUAACCUGAAGCACUGUUUCUGGGUUAGCGGAGUCUGUAACCUGAAACGUAUGUAACCUGAAGUGAAUGUAACCCGAGGUACCACUGUAUGAUGAUAAUUAUAUUAAUCUUCUUGUAUCUUAUAGUGUGGUGGUUUGUUUGAUUUUUCCGUUAUUUGUUUGUUUGUUUGUUUACUUGUAUGUACAUCUGUUUUCUCAUAAAUGUAUUUAUUUUAUACACACACACACACACACACACACACACACACAUAUAUAACACGAAUCAGUAGAUCAGCUUAUCGUAUUCAUUCAUUCAUUUAUUCAUAAGAUUUCCUACCCACCCAGGAUGGGUUCCAACAGUAGAAUAUACAAUUCCAAAAAAGCCCCCCAGAUAAAACCAUUGCAGCUAUCAAACAUUCAAAACCGUUCAAAACGGAACAGGGCAGUAUAAAAUCAGCGAAAGAGGUGGGUCCCACAAACCCCCUCAGUUGUCAAAGGGCAAAGUAAAGAGUGUCUGGCAUCACUGUAUGGCAAAAGCUGUGUAGGGGCUCAGGGCGCCUCCCCGGCGAGGGAGUUCCACAACUUAGGGGCUGCUGCAGAGAAGGCUCUGUCCCAGCCUGUCCCUUCUGAGAGGGGCUGGAUGACUAAGAGAGCCCCUCCACCACCCAUGUAGCUUAACAUCUGAGAAGUCUGUAGUGAUGGAGACACCUUUGGAUAUUUGGGGGGCAAAGUUGCUCAGGGCCUUAAAAACAUAAGCCCCUUGAAUUGGGCCCGGACAUCAACACGACUCCAUCACCUGUCAGUGGGGGGGAAAGUCUGGUGAUCUGGUUUGCACAUGAAUGCUGAUCCCAGCUGAUUUGUAGCAUGUACAUAUAGUUUUGGAAGAGUUUGGGGAUUUCUAUGCCCCACGGAGCACCUUAAGGUCCACAAAUAGCAACACUCUAGAGGUCCCAGGCCCUAAGGAAGUCAGAUUAGCCUCAACCAGAGCAGGGCCUUUUCAACACUGGCCCCGGCCUGGUGGAACGCUCUGACUCAUGAAACCAGGGCCCUGCGGGGUCUGAUUUUUUUCCGCAGGGCCUGUAAGACAGAGUUGUUCCGCCUGGCCUUUGGCUUGGAAUCAACUUGAUUCCCUCCCCCUCUUUCUUUCUUUUUUCCUUUCUCUUCCUGUGAUGGAGCUCCUAUUUGGGGACUUCCCUGUCUUUUUUCUGGCCCACGUAGGACCAGUCUGGAUAGUUGGCCUUGGUGAAGAUUUGACGUUUUCAUCCCCAAAAGUUUUUGCGUUUCUACUGAAAUAAGACUUCAUUUUAAUGUUGCAUUUUAAUCUUGUUUUUAAGUUGUAUUUUAAUCAAUUGUUUUUUACCUGGUGUUAGCCGCCCUGAGCCCGGUCUUGGCUGGGGAAGGCGGGGUAUAAAUAAAAUUUUUUAUUAUUAUUAUUAUUUCUAGACCCAUCCAUGCAACAACCACCCACCCUGGGGGAGUGAAUAGUCUAGUUCUGGCACAAUCUGCACCAUGCAAUGACCUGCCAUCACCCCCUUGCCCCUGCCCCUGCCCUCUCUGUUGGAAGAGGCAAACCUAAACAUGCUUUCUCUUUCAGAACAUGGUUCAGAAAGGAGAGGCUAUGCACUGUCCCACAUGCAAGAUUAUCGUGCAGAAGAAAGACGGCUGCGACUGGAUCCGAUGCACUGUCUGCCACACAGAGAUCUGCUGGGUGACUAAAGGGCCGCGGUGGGGGCCUGCGGUAUGUGUUGAUCAAGCGCGCGGCAGAGAGCGGAUUCUAAUAAUAAUAAUAAUAAUAAUAAAUUUUAUUUAUAUCCCGCCCUCCCCAGCCGAAGCCGGGCUCAGGGCGGCUAACAACAAUAAAACAGUACAAAAGUACAACACAAACAACACUCUAAAAUCAUUCAUUAUAAAUUUAAUUAAUUCAAGCCACUGGCAACCAUUGGGCCAGAGCUCCGCGAAGAUUGCCGAGGGAGGGAGUCAGGCUGUGCCCUGGCCAAAGGCCUGGUGGAACAGCUCUGUCUUGCAGGCCCUGCGGAAAGAUGUCAAGUCCUGCAGGGCCCUGGUCUCUUGUGACAGAGCGUUCCACCAGAUCGGGGCCACGGCCGAAAAAGCCCUGGCUCUGGUUGAGGCCAGCCCAACCUCCCUGUGGCCUGGGACCUUCAAGAUUCUCUUCAAACGGUGUGUAGUGGGCUCUGGGGUCCUUUAAGACGCCCAACACAUUCACGGAUUGGCUUUGAAAGAUUCCAUCUGCUUGGAUGGGCAUGGGCUGUGCGACACCAGGAACCUCAACCGCAGUCGUCGUCAACCUUUGCGCAUGCCGGUUGGGGCUGAUGGGAAUUGUAGUCCAAAACACUUGGACUACAACAUCUGGUUGUUUAGGUGCUGAGGACCGUAGUGAGGACUUGCAGGAUGCAAAAGCAGAGCUGAAGGUGUUGCAACAGAUAAACCCUUCCCAAGAAAUGGGUUGGCUGUUGAAGCUUAAUAAUAAUAAGAAUAAGAAAAAUAUUACAGUGGACGCUCAGGUUGCGAACGUGAUCCGUGCGGGAUGCACGUUCGCAACCCACAGCGUUCGCAACCCGCGCCUGUGCACCUGCGGGUUGCGAUUUGGCGCUUAUACGCAAAGCGUGAUUUAGCACUUCUGUGCAUGCGCGACUGCCAAAACCCGGAAGUAACCUGUUCCGAUACUUCCAGGUUUCAGCAGUCCGCAACCUGAAAAAACGCAGCCAGAAGCGUCUGUAACCCGAGGUAUGACUGUAUUAUUUUUAUUAUUAUUAUUAUUAUUAUUAUUAUUAUUAUUAUUAUUAUUUCAACCCACCCAUCUGGCUAGGUUUCCCCAGCCACUCUGGGUGGCUUCCAACAGAAAGUUAAAAAUACAUUAAAACAUCAGUCAUUAAAAACUUCCCUAAACGGGGCUGCCUUCAGAUGUCUUCUAAAAGUCCAAUAGUUGUUUAUCUCCUUCACAACUGAUGGGAGGGCAUUCCACAGGGUGGGCGCCACCACCGAGAAGGCCCUCUGCCUGGUUCCCUGUAACUUGGCUUCUCAGAGUGAGGGACCCGCCAGAAGGCCCUCGGAGCUGGACCUCAGUGUCCGGGCAGAACGAUGGGGGUGGAGACGCUCCUUCAGGUAUACAGGACCGAGGCCGUUUAGGGCUUUAAAGGUCAGCACCAACACUUUGAAUUGUGCUUGGAAACGUACUGGGAGCCAAUGUAGGUCUUUCAAGGCUGGUGUUAUGUGGUCUUGGCGGCCGCUCCAAUCCAAGCUUUGUAAGAAUGUAAGACAAAUUCUACUGGAUCGGACAAAAAGUCCAGCCUAGUCUAGCAUCUAGUACCCACAGUGGCCAAUCAGAUACCUUCAAUAAGCAUUGCAAGGAGUUAUUGCCUUGCAUGGGAGUUGGGCUAGGUGACAUACUUUCAGAAGGUAAAAUUGAAAUCCUUUGGUUUUCCAAGAGCAGCUUAUGUGCUUUAUAUCAUACAUGGGUUUACCACACUAACCGUUGUCCAGUCUCAAAAACAAUAACAAAUUUGAAUUCCUCAAACAUAUUUUGCACUGAAGCAAUUUGCAAACAUUUAAGUUUCACCCUGAAAUGGCAUGCCCUAAUUCCAUAGUCUUCCGUCUUUUCGGGUCCAGGGCUUCUGUGUGUGUCUUGAUUGUGCAGGUGUGAGAAAGCUGAGAUAGGAAACUUCCAGUUAAUGAGAGGAGAUGGCAGGCGAUGGGCCCAGGGCUGUUCUACAGCCCUGAUGUUGCAGACCAAGAAUCCUGUCCAGCCACCCUAGCACAAGGGAUGUAAUCAGGUGUCUUUUGAGAGAACUGUGUGGCUGGGAACUGCUUCUGGUCUCGCGUACGAUGAGGCCUGCUGUGUUCACCUUUGAACCCAAAGAGUUUUGGAACUGCUCUGGUGUGCAGAACUGUUGCAUGAAGCAUAUCCAAGAUGUCAAGAUGUGCAAGCCUCUUGCAGUGCAGUAAUAGCAGAAGUCACUGCAUCCCAAUGUGCUCUACUGAGCUAGAGCCCUUCAUUCCUUCUUUCCUACUUUCCCCGACCCAAACAAGAGAAUCCAGAUGGAAAACUAGAAUAUAGUCAUACCUCAUGUUACAUUUGAUUCAGGUUGCACGCUUUCAGGUUGCAUCCCACGACGACCCAGAAGUAACAGAAUGGGUUACUUCCGGGUUUCGCCGCUUGCACAUGCGCAGACGAGCAAAAUAACAUCACGCGCAUGCGCAGAAGUGGCGAAUCAUGACCUGCAGACUCGGGUUGCGUUCUUUUCAGGUUGCAAGUGGGCCUCCGGAACGGAUCCCAUUUGCAACCAGAGGUACCACUGUAUUGACUACAGGGUGACAAUGCACAAAUAAGUAGGGGUUUUUUUUUUAACUUCGAAGGAAGCAAUUUCCCACAUAAUCGCGUGAAGGACAAUUUCAAAAGUAGCAAUCCUACAGGAGGUUUCCUCCCGUCUCUCCCCGUUUUCCUGUCUGGCAAUUUCCUGACCCGCUUUGUUUUCGGACCCUGACCUUUCCUGUACAGGAAGACCUACAUUGUCCUUGCACUCUCAUCAGGACCCUCCCAUGGCAUCCUCCGUCUCCAACCCUGUGAGAUAAUCUCUUCCUUAUGUACCCGCCGUCUGCCCUCUGUUUCAUUGCUUUCUGUCUUCUCCUCCUCCCCCCCGCAGGGUUCUGGCGAUACCAGCGGGGGCUGCCGCUGCAAGCUGAACGGAGCCCCCUGCCACCCCAACUGUCAGAACUGCCAUUAA